AUGAAAAUAAAAUUUUUAUUUGGAUUACUUGGAUUAUUUAGUGCAGUGAAUUGUGAAAUGCAAAAGAUCAGAAAAUAUAACUAUGGCAAAGAUUUGUGUGAAUUUGACAUGAAUAGUGUAUUAAAGAGAAUCCCAUCUUUAACAGAUUUAUCCUCAGGAGAUAUAGUUCAAACACAUUUAACUAAUGAAGAGUUUGAAAUAUCAAGUAAUGGUAAACAAAUUAAAUCCAUAUCUUUAAAUGAAAUAUUACCUCCAUUGGCAACCACACCAAAUACAGAUCAAUGCUUUACAAUUACUUAUGGAAGUAAUGGAGAUAUUGAAACUUUAUGCUCAGAUUCAGUUGGUGCUAGAAAUUAUAUAAUGAAGAAAAUUACAAUGAGUAUUUUGUGUUUACAUUUGGGAAAAAUGAGAACUGAAAUAUCAGGAAUUUCUCCUUUAGAACAACAAGCUAGUAUGGAGUUACAAGGAAAUAUUCCUGAAGAAGGAAGUAUUACUGUUCGCCUAGAAGGUAUUGAUGAAAUUCCAGAUAUUGAGGUUGUAACUAAUACUGUAAAGAGCUAA
Cryptosporidium ubiquitum is the source of this 561-nucleotide messenger RNA. RefSeq lists its product as uncharacterized. The record is from RefSeq and is a predicted model, not a curated record. The transcript is spliced from 3 exons. Bases 1 to 561 code for a protein of 186 amino acids. NCBI's taxonomy places the organism in Eukaryota, Apicomplexa, Conoidasida, Eucoccidiorida, Cryptosporidiidae.